Panicum hallii is the source of this 1536-nucleotide messenger RNA. RefSeq lists its product as uncharacterized. NCBI's taxonomy places the organism in Eukaryota, Viridiplantae, Streptophyta, Magnoliopsida, Poales, Poaceae. Gene Ontology annotation, cellular component: chloroplast. Bases 103 to 1260 code for a protein of 385 amino acids. The record is from RefSeq and is a predicted model, not a curated record. The transcript is spliced from 6 exons.
GAUCCUCCUCCCCCACACACUUCUCAAAAAAAUCCCUCCCGCUCCUCCGCCACCGCCUCCCUCCUCCGCAUCGCAUUCACGCGGCCCGCGCCGCAGUCGCCGAUGGCCGCCGCCACCCUCCUCGGGGCCACGCGCCUCCUCUCCUCCCCGCUGCCGCGCCCGCGCCCGCGCCCACCCCUCCUCCCGCCCCGCCGCGGCCUCCGCCUCCUCCUCAGGCCCGCGCGCCUCCCCGCCCUCCGCGCCCACUGCCGCCCACCGCCUCCCGCCGCGGGGGAGGAGCCGGCGCGGCCCCAGCCGCUCCUCGCCCUCGACGCUCUCCGGAGGUCCGUGCUCGACUCGCUCGCGGCGCUCAAGCGGCCCGCGCUCGCUCUCCUCCUUGCCGGCGCGCUGCUCGCCGCGGCGUCGUCCGGCGGGCCGCACGCCGUGGCGCUGGCCGCCUCGGGCGGGCGGGUCGGCGGGUCCGCCUUCUCCUCGCGCUCCUCCUCGCCCCCAUCCUACGGGUACAGCGCGCCGGCGCCCAGGGGCGGGUACACGUCCGCGCCCUUCUACUCGCCCUCGCCCUUCGUCUCCUUCGGCCCGGCCGUCGGCAUCGGCUUCGGGGGCUCCGGGUUCCUCGUCGCACUCAUGGGCUUCGCUGCGUUCCUCUACCUCGCCGGGUUCCUGUCGGAUUCGCCUGGCAAUGGGAGUGUGCUCACCGAGACGCAGAAGACCACCGUCCUCAAGCUACAGGUUGGCUUGCUGGGCAUGGCCCGGUCAUUUCAGAAGGAGCUUGAUCAAAUAGCUGAGAAAGCAGAUACAUCUACCCCAGCUGGGUUGAGCUAUGUGUUGACAGAGACAACAUUGGCAUUGCUUCGGCAUCCAGAUUGCUGUAUCUCAGCUUACUCAACGGCGGAUGUGAAACGAAGUAUGGACGAUGGGGAGAAACGUUUCAAUCAACUAUCAAUUGAGGAGAGGGGCAAGUUUGAUGAAGAGACACUCGUGAAUGUGAACAGCAUCAAGAGGAACAAAACUGGCAGCCAAAGAUCAAGUGGUUUUAGCAAUGAGUACAUUGUGAUAACCGUACUGGUUGCUGCUGAGGGAGUACAUAAGCUACCUGCUAUAAAUAGCAGCAAUGACUUGAAGACAGCUCUACAAAAGCUUGGUUCCAUACCAUCAAGCAAAAUACUGGCAGUCGAGGUCCUAUGGACUCCACAGAAUGAGAACGACACAUUGUCAGAACGAGAGCUCCUUGAAGAUUACCCGCUUUUGAGGCCUCUAUAGAAAGAAAAAGGUUGCAGAUUGUGGCCCUGCGAGGAAGGAACAAAUUGUAGAUUCAGUUUUGGCGGUUUCCUUAUUAACUAUAGCACAGAUCUUAUAAUUGUAAAAAAUUAUAAUCUGUAAUUGACGUCAUUGUUAGCAGGCAACAUGAAAGUUGGAACAUGUAGCGCACUGCAGUGCAAUUGUAUGUCGGUAGACUUGUUCAGUGUUCCUGACACAAUCACACAAGUUUGUAAAUAGAUGGUGCUGAAAGAACAUUUGAGUCUGCAUUUUGCUUUC